GGCGCGGAGCCGGCGCUGCCGGCGGGCGUGGGCGGCCGCCGAGGCGACGGUGCCGGAGAGCGCGCCGCAGGUGCGGGGGCGUCCCUGGCCGCGCCGCCUCCGCCGGCCUCUCCCGGCAAGUUUGUCGGGGUCCCCGCUUCGGGGAUCUCCGUGGCCGGUCAGCGGAGUACACGCCCGUCGGUAAAUAGAGAACUCGAGCUGGAGGAGGAGGAGGAGGAGGAGGAGGAGGAGGAGGAAGACGCGGAGGAAGCGCGUCCGCACCCGGUCCGGGAUGCGAGUCUCGUUGAGGGCAGUGGUGGCUUCUGGGACAUCUUCCUUGGCCCUUUCCCACCCAGGUCUCACGGACUAAUUGGCCCUCAUUCAGCAGGAACCUAACAGAUAAGUCAUCCUGCUGUAUGUCAAGACGAUGCUUGGUUUUAAAACCGCUCUGAAAAUGGUUCAGGUAGUAUUGCCACGUGACAUUGUCGGGAGGCAGCAAGCAGCUUGAGAAUUUCCCACGAAACAAAUAGCAGCUCGCAGGAAGCACCUUUCCAUUAAGGAGGACUGCAUGGCCAGCCGCCCCCACUGAAGGGCUGAAAAUGAGUGUCCCGGUGGCUCCAAAGAAAUCAUGUUACGCUCCGUUGCGGGACAACAGAAAUGGAGUGAAAAAUAAUAACGAGAGUGUCCUAAGUCUGGGAGAUACAAAUGCCAAUCAGGUCAUGUUGGAGGUCCGUUCCUCUCAUGAUGGGUCUGGGACAGGUGGCCCGACGGAUGAAAUUAGAAACGCAAAUUCAAGGGAGCCAGAGAACAGCACCCGCUUCAGUAAGGAAUUCCACCAACUUCAGGGCUUUGGGCAGGGACUGCAGGCUGGCCCCACCGGCCUGAAAGAUGUUAAAUUUUCUUCCACCGUUCACGGAGGACUGGACGAAGAGCACACAACAGAGAGAGGCACAGAUACCCUCCAGACCCCUUGGAGUAUUCAGGGAGCAAGUCUGUCAAGUUGGAGGCAUGUCAUGGCUGAGGCCGGUCCAGAGGUUUCGGCUAAAAGGGACGCUGACCCGCCCCGGCAGGCUCCUCAGGAUAAGUCGGCAAAGACCCUUGACAACGAGGAAUUGAGAAGGCAUUCUCUGGAAAGGGCUGGAAGCACUGCUGUUGUCGUGGAUGUGCCCCCGAGGGAGCACGGUGGGAGGCUCAGCGGGCAGAGUCCGCAGCCCACACCGCGGGACUCCCCCGCGGCCCCGCGGCCUGAGCCCAGUGGUGGGGACGGGCCGCGGACGAUGUCCACGGCCCCCUCUCUAGGGGCGGCCUUUCUUCCGGCUGACUGUGCCUCAGAGGGAAAGAGUGUGCGUCAUCCUAAACCAUCUACCUCAGCAGCCAAGGAGACCACCCCCUCGGAGACCCAGAUGGGGCGUGCACCGAGAGUUAGCGACGAGAGCACAUCGCGUUCUGCCCCCGCAGAGCCCGGUCCCCAUUCGGCUUCAGCCCCGAAGGGAAUCCCGAGUAAGCCAGAAGCACAGUUAGGUCAGGGAAAGGGAGAGCCCCAGCCGGAGCCGAAGGUCGUCCACCCCAAGGCCGUGCAGGAAUUGAAGUCAAGCCCGGCGGAGUGUGUGGGAUGCUCGAAGGAAGGGGCCGUGUUGUCCCUGGAACGGAAGGGGCCUGGUGGGAAAGCACAGCAGGAAACUGCCCCCGGUGGCGCACCUAGCCUGUCACCUAACGGUCUCCAGCACGUCGGGGCGGGAGGAGGCAGGAGCGAGCAGGACAAGAGAGCGGGCAGCCUACCUGAGGAGGGUGCUCUUCAGCCCACGCUCACCCAGGGCCUUGCUUCCUUGGCAGCCGCUGAUAAGCAGCCCGCAGGUAAAGUUUCAGCAGGUGCAGCCGGGAAGCCCGGCGAAAUGGCAUCCAGUGCCGUUUCGUCGGGAGACGGCCAGGUACCUCUUAUCCUUUAUGAUCCACCUGACAGGAGGCCCUCAGAGGUCAGUGAGGCGAGAGCGCUGGGCGGCGGGCACGUGGACAGUGCUGCGGCUUGUACUUCGGAUCCUUCUGUUGGAGAGAGCAACGCCGGGGUCCCCGAGCCCCUUGACCCUCAAGGCAACAGCUCCGAAGGAGGGGCCAGCAAAGAGGUCACGGCGGCUGUUGCAGGAAAUAGGAACCUUCUGGAAAGUGCAGCUGAGACUGAAAGCGCCCCCGGGGGAGCGGGCGCCCUUCGCAGCGCCCCAGCACCCCUCCAUCCAGAGACGACCGCGAAUGUGACCCACCAGCCUACACCAGCCAGUAGCAGCAGCUUUCAGGACUUGGGCGCGUCGGGUGCGGGUGCGAGGCCCCCCUCGGCCGCCGUCCCCCCCACCGAUGGCGCGCGGUUGUCGAACCCCCCCCCAAAAGUGCCUGACAAGAGCACCUGCCCCAGCGGGGUCCCCGAGCCGGUCCUCCCACCUUCUGAAGACACCCCUCCCUCACAGGAUGGCAUGGAGAACCACCAGGCUGAAAAGGCGGAAGAAAGGACAGAACCCAAGCCCAUCGUUCUGCCCAAGCCCAAGCACGUGAGGCCCAAGAUCAUCACCUACAUCAGGAGGAGUCCUCAGGCCCUCGGCCAGGUGGACACUUCGCUGGUGCCAGUGGGGCUUCCUUACACUCCGCCCACGUGUCCCAUGCCUCUUCCCAAAGAGGAGAAGGCAGCAGGUGGUGACCUGUAUGAGAAAUUCAAGCCAGACUUGCAGAAGCCACGGGUCUUCAGUUCCGGGUUGAUGGUGUCUGGGAUCAAGCCCCCAGGACACCAUUUCAGUCCGAUGAGUGAGAAGUUUUUGCAGGAGGUGACAGAACGCCCCGGAAAAGAAGAAUUUUGCAGUCCGUCCUAUACUCAUUAUGAAGUUCCUCCAACUUUCUACCGAUCGGCCAUGCUCCUUAAGCCCCAGUUGGGAUUGGGUGCAAUGUCCCGUUUACCAUCUGCAAAGAGCAGGAUCCUGAUCGCGAGUCAGAGGUCCUCAGCGAGUGCCAUCCACCCACCAGGACCCAUCGCGGCAGCUGCUGGCCUCUACAGUCCCGAUUCGGCAGCAGAUUUAAAGAAAGCCUCCGGUUCAAAUGCUGCAAAAUCCAAUCUACCAAAAUCUGGACUUCGUCCUCCUGGAUACUCACGUCUCCCAGCAGCCAAGCUGGCGGCGUUUGGCUUCGUGCGGAGCUCCAGCGUGUCCUCGGUCUCCAGCACCCAGUCCGCGGACAGCGCGCAGCCGGAGCAGAGCAGACUGGCCAACCGGUCAACCUUUGGGAAUGAAGACCAGCCAGCUCCGAAGGCGGCUCUGCCUUCCAAAGACGCACCCAAGGGGGCCAGCCGGGCGACCCCACCAGCGUCCUCCAGUGUGACAACACCCCGCCGGAGUUUGCUUCCAGCGCCCAAAUCCACAUCUAUACCCACUGGAUCCAAGAAAGAAGUACAAAAAGAUCAAGAUGCUAAUAAACCUGCUGUUUCGUCCCCUAAAAGAACAGUGGCUGCAACCACCAAGCUUCAUUCACCAGGAUACCCCAAACAGAGGACAGCGGCUCCCCGAAAUGGCUUUUCCCCCAAGCCGGACCUGCAGGUGCGUGAAGCCGAGCGGCAGCUGGUGCAGCGGCUGAAAGACAGGUGCCAGCAGCAGGCCAGGCAGCUGGUCCUGGUCCAGGCGGAGCUGCGGAGGGCCGUGUGCGGCUUCCAGGCCCUUGCCGUGUCUACCCAGUAUUUCUCCAGAAAGAAUGAAAGUGCCCUUGUGAAAGAAAAAGAGCUGUCAAUCGAACUUGCACACGUCAGGGAUGAAGUUGCCUUCAACGCGGCCAAGUGUGAGAAACUACAAAAGGAGAAGGAGGACCUGCAGUGGAGGUUUGAGGAGCAGGUGCGCGAGCUGGGCUGGCGGCAGCAGGCGGAGCUCCAGGACCUGGAGGAGAGGCUGCGGGUGCAGUUCCAGACGGAGGCCGUGCGCCUGCAGGAGGGGCACCACGCCCAGCUGCUGCGGAUCAAGUGUCAGCACCAGGAGCAGGUAGAAGACAUCACGGCCAGCCAUGAGGCUGCUGUCCUGGAGAUGGAGAAUAACCACACGGUAGCCAUUGCGAUCCUGCAGGACGACCACCACCACAAGGUCCAAGAACUGAUGUCUACCCAUGAGCUUGAAAAGAAAGAAUUGGAAGAAAAUUUUGAAAAGCUGCGGCUGUCAUUACAGGACCAGGUACACAUGCUGACCUUCCAGAGCCAGUCUCUGCGGGACCGGGCCAGACGCUUUGAGGAGGCCCUGAGGAAGAACACCGAAGAGCAGCUGGAGAUUGCACUGGCUCCCUAUCAGCACUUGGAAGAAGACAUGAAGAGUUUGAAGCAGGUGUUAGAGAUGAAGAAUCAGCAAAUACACCAGCAGGAAAAGAAGAUCAUUGAGCUAGAAAAACUGGCGGAAAAGAACAUUGUUCUAGAAGAAAAGAUCCAGGUUCUCCAGCAGCAGAACGAAGACCUCAAAGCAAGGAUCGACCAGAACACCGUUGUCACAAGACAACUGUCAGAGGAAAAUGCCAAUCUCCAGGAAUACGUGGAGAAAGAAACCCAGGAGAAGAAGAGACUGAGCCGAACCAACGAAGAGCUGCUUUGGAAGCUCCAAACCGGGGACCCGACCAGCCCGGUUAAACUGUCCCCUACAUCCCCUGUUUACCGCGGCUCCUCCUCGGGGCCCUCCUCUCCCGCCAGAGUCAGCACGACGCCCAGAUGACGCCGCCGCCACGCCGCCUGCGGGAGCCACGGCUCCUGUCCACCCGGGGCUCCUACCUGGAGGGAGAAUUGACCAGGGGCCGGCCCGGGGCUGGCCCUGCACGCAUGCUCAGUAGCUGCCUAGCUGCAUUCUAAGCCAAGUCCUCUUCCGAUCCUCGUGUAAGACUGUCCUGGCAUUGGCACUUAGGAAAGCGUAAACGGUAGUGUCUGAUGUGCAAACGUUUGACCAUAGUUAGAGCCAAAAGAAAGAAAGACACUCCAGUUGUUCCCGAGCAAUGAACUUUCACUGCAGAAUUUCAGGUUAGUUACAAAUAGCUCAGUUUUGAAUAUACAUUGAAUAAUCAUUGUGUACUGCACCGACCUGUGUGUAUAUUUAGAUACACGUAUCUACACAUGCAGCGGUUCUAAAUUGCAUUUUUUAUAACACGAAGUGCUGACAUA
Acinonyx jubatus (cheetah) is the source of this 5131-nucleotide messenger RNA. It is a transcript of the gene MTUS2, whose product is annotated as microtubule associated scaffold protein 2. The record is from RefSeq and is a predicted model, not a curated record. The coding region runs from base 579 to 4691 and encodes 1370 amino acids. Gene Ontology annotation, molecular function: microtubule binding. The transcript is spliced from 15 exons. Gene Ontology annotation, cellular component: cytoplasm; nucleus. Lineage: Eukaryota; Metazoa; Chordata; Mammalia; Carnivora; Felidae.